Thalassophryne amazonica is the source of this 1719-nucleotide messenger RNA. RefSeq names its product cilia and flagella associated protein 45 (gene cfap45). The transcript is spliced from 11 exons. The record is from RefSeq and is a predicted model, not a curated record. Lineage: Eukaryota; Metazoa; Chordata; Actinopteri; Batrachoidiformes; Batrachoididae. Bases 322 to 1641 code for a protein of 439 amino acids.
UUUUUUUCUCGGUGCGUUUACGAAUUUCUAAAAGUUGAUUAUCUGUGACAAAUUUCGAACGAACUGUUUAUUUGAGGUCUUCAAGUGUUUUGUCAAAAUAAGAAGCAUUAAUCCUGAGCUAAUUGUAGCUCCUGUUCUGCUGUCGUUGAAAUCUGCGGAUCAUGUCAGGAAAACAAAAGGGACUGCACUAAAGGACAAGGAUCAUAUCCGGAAGAGCAACCCAUAGAGCCAUUUCCUGACAUCAGCAAAGACCGGAUUCAGUCAGUCAGGACUCCACAUGUAGAUCCUUCAGGUAGGUCCCAGAUUUUGUCUUCUGCAGAGAUGGAGCGCAUCAGAGCAGCAUCCCGGCUUGCCAGUAAGGAGGCAGAGGCAAGGAAGGAAGCUUUUCGAAGAAUGAAACAAGAAGAAAAAAUUAGACUAGCAGAAGAGUGGAAGCAUCAAAUUAAUCAAGCGGACCUGUCCCGUAAAGAGAACGCAGAGCUGAGCGAGCUGGAAUUAGAGGCCCGGGACAAAGCACAGCGUAUCUUGGAGCAGGCAAACAUGAUGUCGAUGGAGCAAGACAUUGAAAUCCAAAAUCUCAACAAGAUGAUUCUUGGUGCUCAGUGCCAAGCAAUUCGUGAUGCCCAGAUUACAGAGAAGAACCAAAUAAAGGCAGAAUGGGCAGAGGAGAAAAAACGCCUGGAUGCUAUGCUGGAACAGAACCGCCAGAAGGAUUUGGAGAUGAUGUUAGAGAAAGAAGAGCAACAAAAACAGCAAAGAAUCAGGGGAAAGCUACAAAUUUUGCAGCAGAUAGAACAGCACUCUGAGGAGAGGAAUCGAAAAAAAGACCUAAAGGAAGUGGAAAAACUGCAGACACAAGAAAAAUUGCAAACACUGAAGCUGACAGAAUGUGCGGAGCUGGAGCAAAAACGAAUGUAUCAACAGCAGCUGCAGCGGGAGAUUGAGCGCAUUAAUGCUGAGAAUAUAAAGUUCAAGGAGCAGAAGAAAGAGGAGGACAAGCUGGCUGACAUCAGAAACAUGCAAUUCAUUCUACAGAAGCAGAAGCAGGAGGAACAACAUGAAGCAGAGCAGUAUCGACGCAAGAAGGAGAAGGAGCUGAGGCUCGCCAGGCUUUUGGCACAACAGAAAAGAGCAGUUGACUACCAAGCUGAACAGGAUGAACUGCGGGCUCGGAGAGCUCAAGACAAGAAAGAAAGAGAAUGGAGGAAAAAAAUUAAAGAACAGGCUGAGAAGAAAGCAAAGGAUGACGCCAUGUUGAAGACUGAGCGAUUAGAGCAGGUUAAACAGAAAGAACACUUCCUGUCACUGGAGGCCGGAAGGGAGAAGGCAGAGUUUGAGAGGGUGCUGAAGGCACAAAAGGAAGCCAUUAGAAAAGAGGAGGAGGAGGAGGUGCGCCGACAUUGGGAAGCACGCAACCAUGCACAGGAGGUUCUGCGGCAGAUUGAGGAACAAAAGCAGAGAUGGAGGGAAGAGCAAAGUGAGCGCCUUAAGGAAAUGGACCAUCUAAAAGAAUUAGACCGCCAACGACACAGGCGCCUCGAGGAGCUGAAGGAGAAGAAGCUGAAGGACCUCAAGAGUAUGGGACUUCCUGAGAAAUACUCCAAAGAAGUGGAAAAGAAGGCCCGUGGCAGCAGGCCUUGACUUAUUCACAACAUGAUUUCAGGCACAGGUCAAGUUCACAACCAGUAUCUUGCCAACACUUCAGGGUUACAAGUACAU